Messenger RNA from Staurois parvus, 273 nucleotides. NCBI's taxonomy places the organism in Eukaryota, Metazoa, Chordata, Amphibia, Anura, Ranidae. The record is from the annotation of a GenBank genome assembly.
AUCUGUGAAUCAUCACAGAGGUCACAUGGUACAAGGCUAUUCACAACAGCCUUGUACCAUAUGACAAGCUGUGACCAAUCACAGCUCACACACACAGUGAAACACCGAUUGUUGGACGGGACCUCUGUACGAGGUCUCAAUCAUGUGAUCACUGAUUGGCCAAUCAGUGAUCACAUGCAAAGUAGUAAGCAAGAUGUCACUUGUGACAUCAUUGCUUACUACGUGUGAAAUCUGUGAAUGAUCACAGAGGUCACAUGGUACAAGGCUAUUCAC